Messenger RNA from Bemisia tabaci, 1111 nucleotides. Lineage: Eukaryota; Metazoa; Arthropoda; Insecta; Hemiptera; Aleyrodidae. The record is from RefSeq and is a predicted model, not a curated record.
CCUAGAAUUCAUGUGGAAAGAAGACUGGAACGGUUUGGGUUUUGUCAUUAUCACCACUAUUUAUCUAAACUGAUGAUGAGGUUAUACACUGGUUGAAUGGGUGAGAUUGCAGUAAACAGCAGAGUUCAGUGACUGUCGUGAAAGUUUUACCUUGUGACGAAUGUUUGUUCUUCUAAAGAUCAAUUUGCAAACCGACGGAUUUAUCCAAGAUAGAAAACUUCGCGAAAAAGCUAAACAAACAUUUCGUGAGUGAUGCUUGAGUUGCGAUGAAUUUGUACAGUCAGUUCCAAGGAUCAGAUGCAAAAGAAGAGUCUUUUUCUGAGAAGAUUAGAACCAUUGAGGAGCCAAAAAAAUGAUUUUACAAUUUCUGUAUCUUAUUAUAGCUGCUUCAGAAGCUUCAAAUACCGGCGAAAAACAGCGUAAAUAUACCACCUUCAAAGAACUAACGAAGACACGCGAAUUCAUUGACAAAUCCAUGCUGAUAAAGUUCAUUCUGGAUAACCACUGGCAUAUCUACAUCGAGGCUCCUCCUGGUUUUGGCAAAACUACAAAUCUUCGGAUGCUCCAGGAGUUCUUUUCCGUGGAGGUCGACUCAAACGGAUUCUCUACUAACGCAAAAAGGAUCCUAAAAACUGACGAAACCUUUCAAGGUAUCUUAAGGAGGCGUAAAGGCCUUUGGAACAUUUCCACAAAACGCGUAACAUUCCUAACUGACACCGGAAGCAAAUCUGCCCACGCGAGUGACCCGGAAUCCUUGAGCGCAUCCACAACAUUUUUAACAAACUAUGAUACUUUCUCGAAGCCGCCCCUGAGAAUACUGCAAGAAUCACCGGAGUUGUUCGAGACCCAGUUCGCUUAUCAUCCUGUUAUCUUUAUCGACUUCGGAUCUUUGUCCUUAAAGUCUUAUGAAGACUAUAUACGCACUUUUCAUGUAAUGGUCUCGAAGCUCUUUGAAAAAUUUAAAUACUUGUUAAAAAGUAUGAGGCUCACCAGAGGCCAUAAAGGUGAAUAUUUACUCUACCGUGACCAAGUUAUGAACCUGAAUUUUGUCGAGGCUGUGCUGGGAGGAGAAAAAUUGGCCCAACUUUUGUCAGCACAUCAUCACCGAAAA